AUGGUGUCCCUUGACAGUGCAAGACCAACCUUGUGCACCGCAUCGCACAACCUUCAACCAUCAUACUGUAUUACAUACGUUCUGCUGAACGAUUCUGUGUGCAAGCAAAACCCGAUAUCACUGCAUAUGAAGACGAAGAAAGAAAGUGAUUCGUGCCUGCCAAAGACAGGAGAGACUCCGAAGCCACGUAAUCCGCGGCUACAGCUGGAUGGACUUCCCACAGAACUCCUCGUCCAGAUCUUCCAAUAUGUUGCGUUCGACGAGUAUAUGGGCCAUCGCGGUCUGUUCGAAUUGAGGUGGAAAGAGACUUUACAAGACAGAAGUGACGUAUGGAAGCAAUACAUGCGGCGUACCACAUCACAAGACCCCAAGUCGCAUCCAUCCUGGAUAUAUCUACGCGAUGUGAUGAAAGCACACUAUUCCACCCGGCUAUCAGCCAUCGCUGCCAGUCUUCUAGCAGAUUCAAUGUGCCUGCUAGAUCUCAGAUACACAAUGGACGCUGAGAUCAAGACUAGGAAGCUAAACACCCAGAUGAAACAACUGAAAGAGCUGUGUGAGCUCCUGCAUAUAAACGGGUUGUAUCACAUGCGGCAUCUCGUGCUCCGGCGCGUACGCUUUGCGAUAUGCACCCUCAGCCUCGACACAACCACAGCCGUCGACUUCACAGCGACAUUUAUAUUGGACAUAUCAGACGACGGAAGGCAUGCCAAAGUCACUGUUGUCCCCGAAUUCCACCACCUAGUACAGACAUAUAAGCACACGAACCAUACCAUGCGCGCAGAAACAGGGGCGGACCAGGCAUCAGAGACGAAGCAACUAACGAGCUCGCAAUUAUCGAAGCUGGAAUGGGCGCUGCAGGAUGCGCAAGAGCAUUUCAGGCGCUGGUGGGAGAGCGACAUACAGACACUCUUGCGAAACCGGAGCAAAAGGCAUUUCGACAUGCUUGAUAAAUCGCUGCGGAACCUUUGGGCGGUUUCGGUGGCGCAGCGACGUGAGUCGUUUGAUUUUGAUGAUGUGCAGCUCAGGCACGAGUUGAGGGAGAAUGGGUUUAUGAUGCAUCAAGGUCUUCCAGAAUGUGCGGCUACUGGGCUCCAUGGAUACAGUAGAGGUCUUGAUUUCCAGGAGAACAGAAUGCUUGUAACCUCUCACUGA
Pseudovirgaria hyperparasitica is the source of this 1152-nucleotide messenger RNA. RefSeq lists its product as uncharacterized. Gene Ontology annotation, molecular function: protein binding. Lineage: Eukaryota; Fungi; Ascomycota; Dothideomycetes; Acrospermales; Acrospermaceae. The record is from RefSeq and is a predicted model, not a curated record. Bases 1 to 1152 code for a protein of 383 amino acids. The transcript is spliced from 2 exons.